Molecule: messenger RNA, 1545 nt
Organism: Branchiostoma belcheri (Belcher's lancelet)
Lineage: Eukaryota; Metazoa; Chordata; Leptocardii; Amphioxiformes; Branchiostomatidae
Product: cytosolic non-specific dipeptidase-like
Exons: 14
Coding region: 67-1500 (477 amino acids)
Biological process (GO): proteolysis
Cellular component (GO): cytosol
Molecular function (GO): metallodipeptidase activity
Source: RefSeq, a predicted model, not a curated record
GAAAAUUCGCCGGUUGCGGAUGUGAUUGUGAUCACCCGCCGACCUCGUGACAUCCUCUGAUCCAACAUGGCGUCUCCGGAGUUUCUGCAGAAAAUCUUCAGUUACAUUGAUGACCACCAGGAGGAGUAUGUGAAACGUCUGUCAGAUGUGGUGGCCAUCAAGAGUGUGUCAGCCUGGCCAGAGGUCAGGGGGGAGGUCACCAGGAUGGUCAAGCACACAGCCAAGGAACUUGAAGCCCUGGGUGCCACAGUAGAGCUCUGUGACCUCGGGAUGCAGAAACUUCCGGAUGGCUCCCAGAUCCCCCUGCCGCCAUGCAUUCUGGGAUACCUUGGCCAGGACCCCAAGAAGAAGACCGUUGCCGUAUAUGGCCAUCUUGAUGUGCAGCCAGCCAAUAAGGAGGAUGGAUGGGACACUGAGCCGUUUGUGCUGACAGAAGUUGAUGGCAAAAUGUACGGCAGGGGCUCCACAGAUGACAAGGGUCCUGUGCUUGGCUGGUUGAACUGUAUUGAGGCUUACCAGAAGAUUGGCCAGGAGCUACCAGUCAACCUCAAGUUCAUCUUUGAGGGGAUGGAAGAGUCCGGGUCGGAGGGGCUGGACGAUCUGCUCAUCUCUAAGAAAGAUACCUUUCUCAAGGAUGUGGACUAUGUGUGCAUCUCUGACAACUACUGGCUUGGCAAGAACAAACCCUGCAUCACAUAUGGACUCAGGGGGAUCUGUUACUUCUUCCUGGAGGUCCAGUGUGCUUCCAAGGACCUGCACUCUGGGGUGUUUGGUGGCUCUGUCCAUGAGGCCAUGACUGACCUGAUAGGCCUGAUGUCCAGUCUGGUGGACACCAAGGGGAACAUCAAGGUGCCUGGCAUCAACGAGAUGGUUUCCGCUGUAACAGACGAGGAGUUGGCGUCAUACGAACCCAUCGACUUUGACAUGGAGGUGUACAGGGCAGACCUGGGGCAUGAACGUCUCCUGCACGACACCAAGGCAAAAAUCCUCAUGCACCGCUGGAGGUUCCCCACCCUCUCCCUGCAUGGUAUCGAGGGUUCAUUUGACGGGGCUGGUGCGAAGACCGUCAUCCCGAGGAAGGUGAUCGGGAAGUUCUCGCUGCGACUGGUGCCGGACAUGCUGCCUGACCAGGUGGAGAAGUGUGUGGUGGACUACCUGAACAAACUGCACAAGGACAGCGGCAGCCCCAACCAGAUCAAUGUUACCAUGGGUCAUGGCGGUAAACCAUGGGUGAGUGACUUCAACCAUCCUCACUACAUUGCUGGACGCAAGGCAACCAAGACAGUUUGGGGCUGUGAGCCAGACUUGACUCGUGAAGGUGGGAGUAUCCCCGUGACCUUGACCUUCCAAGAGGUCACUGGCAAGAACGUCAUGCUCCUGCCCAUGGGUGCCUGUGACGACGGCGCACACUCCCAAAACGAGAAAUUUGAUCGCAAGAACUACAUCCAAGGGACCAAGCUGCUGGCAGCUUACCUCCACGAGGUAGCCCAGUUGGAGUGAGAACAGUCCAGGCAACAAAACAACAUUUCCACUACAACAAAAACA